Molecule: messenger RNA, 1389 nt
Organism: Penicillium vulpinum
Lineage: Eukaryota; Fungi; Ascomycota; Eurotiomycetes; Eurotiales; Aspergillaceae
Exons: 2
Coding region: 1-1389 (462 amino acids)
Source: RefSeq, a predicted model, not a curated record
AUGUCUCAACCCCCUAAUUAUGAGACAUUAAAUGCACCCGACGGGUCAGCAUUGACGUGGAUCUUUGACCAUUGCUUGCGUUACGCCGACAACUACGAAAUUUCCCUUCGUGCUGCAUACGAGCUCAAUUGCCACUCGUCGAAGAGCACCAUGGGGAAUUCAACUGUUCCUCGGUCACCCUCCAUCUUCCGCAAUUCCAUCUGGUCCAAAAACUCGAGAAACUCCGAUUCUUCUCUGGAUGCUCCUUCUUACGACACGAAUGCUGAAUUUCGUGCCUGUUUGACCAAGACUGUCUCAGAAUUGUCUUCUCAACCUGUUUCACUCCCUCCGGCCUUCAUUAUUUCCUUUGUGCGCCGCUGCUUUUGUCUGGAUCUGUCGUAUGUCGACUUUGCCCAGGCUUUAACUGCCCUUGAUUACCUUAGAGACCUCCAAGCUCGCUGGAAAAAGGAGAUAGAUGCUGCCUUUAACCGACUCAACAUUACCGCCCAGGAUGCGAGUGACCCUCAGCACUCGGAAGUGGCUCGCAAAUUCCCUAAUGUGUUGAACUGGUACAAAGACAUCAGCCACAAGGCACGUCUGAUCGAUUUUAUGUACACUCAGGUCUAUGUCGGCCUACGUCGCUGGGUUCUUGUCAAUCAGAUGAUGCUCGAGCCAUUUGACAAAGCCAACUGUCUUGCUCUCCUGAACACUCUACUACCGCCUCUUCACCGAGACAGCUCUACCCCAACACAGCAGUUGUCAACAGGCACCCUUGAACAUCAUCGUAACACCUUCUUCAAAUUCAUUACCACCUUCGAGGCUGAUCCUUCAAUCCUGGAGCCUAUCAUGAAGCAAGGUGCUCGCCCUGGUGAAGAGAAUGGGUGGCCUGCAUUGUAUGAGACCAUUGAUCGAUACCUGAAUGCAGUUCUCGAGAUGAUCGACGAGUGCAUGUUGAUCAACGAGCCUGGUCAGAUUAACAAAUCAGGCGUGCAGCGCCGUACCGACUCGGGCAUCAGCUUUGGUCCCGACUUCGGCCCCUGCCCCACUAUCUCACCCUGUUCAGACACCGAAAAGCCACUUCCCCAUUUCCCAGAACCAAAUACAGGCACUAGCAAGCAUGGCUCGUUGCUUGACCGAUUCGCCUCCUUUUCAGGAUGGGGCAAGAAGAAGGACCCUCAGAGGGAGCAAGAGCGGGAGCAGCAGAGGGAGUUUACCCGCAGUCUGAGGAAGAUGCAGUCCUACAGAUCGUUCAACAGUGGAGCUAGCAGCACCAAGAAAUCAGCCAAGUUCAACGGAAAUAUCUCUUUCGAGUUGACUGACGAUAAGCGCCGGCGUUUGAUUGAUGAAGCCCAAGCUCGCAAGGCAGCCGACGCGUCUGAGUCGGCACAGAACAUUGGCCAGGCCAUUUAA